AUGGCAGUGGCCGGGCAGGAGGACUACGCGUACCUCUACGAGGAUUCCUCUCACCCCGCCGAUUUCCUGGAGGCGUUCCGGGCAUUUUACCUGGACGGGCUGUUCACCGACAUCACCCUGCAGUGUGCUUCGGGGGUCAUCUUCCACUGCCACAGAGCCGCUUUAGCGGCUUUCAGCAAUUAUUUUAAAGCCAUGUUUACAGCUGAUAUGAAAGAGAAAUCUAAAAACCAGAUCAGACUUCCUGGGCUCAGCCAUGCCGUACUGGAAGCCCUCGUGAAUUAUGCAUACACAUCACAGAUCCAGAUAACAAAGAGAAAUGUCCAAAGCCUACUCCAGGCUGCAGACCUCCUCCAGUUCAUGUCAGUAAAGAAAGCCUGUGAGCAGUUUCUGGUGAGGCACUUAGAUACUGACAACUGCAUAGGGAUGCACUCCUUUGCCGAAUAUCAUGAUUGCUCGGAGCUAGAAAAAGAGUCCAGGAGGAUAUUGUUAUGGCAGUUUGAAGAAGUGUGCAAACAGGAAGAGUUUCUGGACAUUGGCAAGGAGAAGCUCUCUUACAUUCUCUCCAGAGAGAAUCUCAAUGUUUGGAAAGAAGAGGCAGCUGUUGAAGCUGUCGUUAAGUGGGUUGCACACAACGUGGAAGAAAGAAUUGAAGAUAUCUAUGAACUGCUGAGCGGCAUCAAAGUAGACUUAGAUAACAUGUAUUUGAGGUCAGCUUUAAGCCUACAAAAAAAAUGCCAACUUAAUGACAAUAAGAUAAGGUCACUCAUAUACAAUGCCCUGAACCCCAAUCCCAAAGGUCUUUCCAGAAGACCCACUGCAGCCAUGUAUGUGAUUGGAGGAUAUUAUUGGCAUCCCUUAUCAGAAGUGCAUGUUUGGGAUCCUUUAACUAACACGUGGGUCCAGGGAACAGAGAUGCCAGAUCACACCAGAGAGAGCUAUGGGGUCACUAGCUUGGGACCAGACAUAUAUGUGACAGGAGGUUACAGAACAGAGAGCAUUGAAGCCCUUGACACUGUAUGGAUAUAUAACAGCGAGAGAGAUGAAUGGACAGAAGGCUGCCCCAUGCUUGAUGCAAGGUAUUACCACUGUGCAGUUUCCGUUAGCGGCUGCAUCUACGUGUUGGGUGGUUACCGAAAGGGAGCUCCGGUGCAAGAAGCUGAGUUCUAUGAUCCUUUAAAAAAGAAAUGGUUUCCUAUUGCAAACAUGCUCAAAGGUGUUGGAAAUGCCACCGCCUGUGUCCUGCAUGAAGUCAUCUACGUAACUGGAGGUCACUAUGGGUACAGGGGAAGCUGCACCUAUGAUAAAAUCCAGAGAUACCAUUCAGGUAGCAAUGAGUGGAGUAUAGUCGCCACAAGUCCGCAUCCAGAAUACGGAUUGUGUUCAGUUACAUUACAAAACAAGAUCUAUUUUGUGGGUGGACAGACCACGAUCACGGACUGCUAUGACCCAGAGCAAAAUGAGUGGAAGCAGAUGGCUCACAUGAUGGAGAGAAGGAUGGAGUGCGGUGCGGUGGUUAUGAACGGAUACAUCUACGUGACGGGAGGAUAUUCCUAUUCAAAAGGAACGUAUCUGCAGAGUAUUGAGAAAUACAACCCUGAGCUGAAUAAGUGGGAAGCAGUAGGUAAUCUUCCCAGCGCUAUGCGGUCACAUGGCUGUGUCUGUGUGUAUAACGUGUAA
Balearica regulorum gibbericeps (East African grey crowned-crane) is the source of this 1677-nucleotide messenger RNA. RefSeq names its product kelch like family member 23 (gene KLHL23). Gene Ontology annotation, molecular function: protein binding. The record is from RefSeq and is a predicted model, not a curated record. NCBI's taxonomy places the organism in Eukaryota, Metazoa, Chordata, Aves, Gruiformes, Gruidae.